Lodderomyces jiufengensis is the source of this 444-nucleotide messenger RNA. RefSeq lists its product as uncharacterized. The record is from RefSeq and is a predicted model, not a curated record. The coding region runs from base 1 to 444 and encodes 147 amino acids. NCBI's taxonomy places the organism in Eukaryota, Fungi, Ascomycota, Pichiomycetes, Serinales, Debaryomycetaceae. The transcript has a single exon.
AUGUCAUCACAAAGAAAGAUAAAAAAUUACAUGGAUCGUAAAGAUCUCCUAAUAAGUAACUAUAAAGAAUUGAAAGACUCAUUUAAAGAAGAAGCAGAAAGAGAAGCAUAUGAAAAUUUAUUUUACAUAUUAUUAAAAUUAGAUGAAUUUGUUUAUGAAUAUAAUGUAAUAAAAUCAUAUUUACAAUCAAAAGGUGAAGAUUCCACUGAAAAAAACAAGAAAUUAUUAGAAGAAGUACAAACCAAGAUAGAUGAUAUUGAAAAAGUUAUAUAUUUAAAUGAUUUAUUUGAAGUUGAACCAAAAUUUACUAUUUAUAGAAAAAAUUUAAAUGAUAAUGCUCAAGAAGGUGGUAAAAUUAUUUAUGGUUUUGAACAUCAAAAUAAAAAAUUAGCUUGGAAAUUUCUAGAUGAUAGAAUAUUUGAAUUAAGAAAACAAGUAAGUUAG